GUGUUAUAUAUGUUUUCCACGUCUUUACAGUUCUACCGUAUUGUAUGCACCGUUUCAUACAUUGCGUCGGCCAUUUUGUACUACGUUCUGCUUAGAAAUCUGAGUAGUCGGUGCUACGGCCGAGGCGCGUAUGUCAAAUGUUCCAUCAGUCCACACUGUUAUUGGAUAGCUGUUCGCAUUGUCUUAGCUGUUUAUUUCGUGGUCAUUCCAUUCCAGCCGUCAACUUUCAAGCAGCCAUGGGAGAGUAAAUUACAAAUUGGAGAAAUUUAUUGGCGUCCAAGAGUUGCAGGGUCGACGGUGAAUUCAUAUAACGUUUAUGUUCGGCUGUGGAUGUAUUAAAAAAAACCUUUUAAUCUGAUCAAAAUGAAGCCUACAAUGUCAGCUAAAGAAAAAGAAGUAGCAGAAGAGUAUUCCAAUGCCUUAGACGACCUCAACAUUAAUAGCAAGCCUUUGAUUAACAUGUUGACGAUGCUUGCUGAUGAGAAUUCUGCUUUUGCGCCAAUCAUUGUACAGUGUAUUGAAAGACAACUGCAUAAGGUGCAAGCAGACAGCAAGUUACCGGUGCUUUACUUAAUCGACUCAAUUAUCAAAAACAUUGGACAACCAUAUAUUCCACUUUUCGUUAAAAAUAUUGAGAAAAUUUUUGCUAGUACUUUUAUUCAAGUAAAUGAAAAAACUAGAGCAAAUAUGUUUAAAUUACGUUCAACUUGGUGUGAUGUUAUAUCACCCUCAAAACUCCAUGCCCUUGAUAUAGCAAUUCAUGCAAUUGACAAAAACUGGCCUAUUAGUGCUGCUCCACCAAACAAUAUUCAUGUUAAUCCUAAAUUUCUCAAUAACGUCAACAAUUCUGAGACCCCAAAACCUAUUUCACAUCCUACUUUACCUAUUGAAGUAGACGAUGCUUCAUUGCGUGAAAAGUUUAUCAAGAAACAAAAGGAAUUGCUUGAACUUCAGCAAAAAAAAAUUGAACUGGAAUUAUUACACACCAAAAAUCAAAUUGAAAUGCAAAAGAAAAAAACAUUGAAUAAGAUCAACUUAUCCAAAAAUUCUUUUAACACCCCUGGUACCUCUUCAUCCAAUACAAAUGUUCCAUCUUCAACAAAAGAACUUUAUUCUAAAAUACAUGUAUUGUCUGAUAAUCCUCGAAGAAUAGUUAAAGAUCCAUUGAAAAAUGUUGAUGUGCCGGUUAUCUAUCCAGAAACAGCAGUCGCAUUACCCUUAAAACCUACUGUUCCGUCUUCCAAAAAAUGUCAAUCAACAUCUCUACCUACUGUACAUCAAUCAUUUAAAAAUACUCCUCAACCAUUUGUAUCACCACAGCAACAUACACAAACGGUUUCUAAUCAAUUCUUGAAUGUAACUCAGCAAAUUCCUAAAAUCAGCCCAGUUAGUACACAGUUAUUACAAACUCUAAAUCGUGAUCCUCGUUUAAGAAAAGUGGAAAAUGCCAAGCCAUCACUUUUACUUAAUGAAGAUGUAAAACAGUCAGUUCAAAAAAAUAAAGAUGAAAAAAAAUUUGAUAAAUCUAAAAGAGAUGGUAGUAAGCAUCGUGAUUCCAAAAGAAAAGAAAGAAGUUCUAGCUGUUCACCAUCUAAGAAAGAACCUUCAAAAAAAUCUCAUAAAAAAAUUGACCGCAAGGAAAGAAGUCCAAGAGAUGAAAAAUAUCAUAAAAAAAAAGAUGAAAAGAAAAUUAAAGAAAAACCUGAAGUAAAAAAAAAAAAAGUACCAUCAAAUAUGAAAAUACCACAGGCUGAGAUUGUAGCAUUAAACCAUGAAAAUCCUUUACAAGAUGAUAAGUAUUUGAUCAAGGAUGAUUCUAGAAGUGAUAAUCUUGAUAUAGAUCAUCAUAUUGAAGCUGUUGAUACAACUGUUCCUGAAGAAAAAAAUGUGGUCACUGAAGAAGUUAAUGAUGUUAAAAUCAUUAAUUCUGCCAUAAUAACUUCUGAACUUCCUAAAACAGAUUCACCUCUAGAGGAUUCUGAUUCAUUAAAACGCCUUCAUAUGUAUAUGCAAACAAUGAAGAAAUCUCCUGAACCAUCAACUGCAUCAUCUUUAGAAAUGAAGAAUGACUUAGACAUCCGUGCAGUAAAACCUAACCAAAGUAUUCUUGCAGACACAAUAAUCACACAACAAAAUGACAUUGACCUAAGAGUUAUAACCUCGCCUGUGAAGAGGACCUCAGAUUCAAUCAAAGCAGAUGAUACUGAACCUGCUGCAAAAAAAAGCAAAUCUGAAAUCAUUGAUGAACUUUUUGGGGCAGAAGAUGUAGAUUUGCGUACAUUAACUGCUCCUCCUAUUGUACCUACGCCCCCUCCUCCACCACAAAUAUCAGAAAAUCAAAAUCUUGAUGUUGGAAAAUCUUGGGCAAAGUACAAAGAAAUAAAACCAGAUACAUUUAAAACGCCUUAUAAAUCUCCAACAAAAAAAAUUCCAAGUGAAUUAAAAGAAACAUUAGUAGAUAAUGAUACAAUGGAUGUAGAUAUGAGAGCUAAACCGACCCAAAACAACAAAAGUCAUAUUCUAAGACAGGCCGAAGAAGCUCUAAAUGCAGGAAGUAUAUCUUUUGAUGAAUACAAAAAAAUCAUGUGCCAAGUAAUUGAAAUGACCGAAGUGGAAAAAUUAGAAGAAGCAAAUAUUAUUGAGGAUGGGAAUACUAAGUUAAAGGAAUAUACUAAUCCAAAAAUAACUCAGACAGUUAAUGGAAAUGAAACUGAUUCACAAUCUAACUUGGAAGCAGUUGUUAAUGUUGAAAACCCUCUAGUUUCUGAUAACUUUCCAGGUCCUGGCCCUUGGAACAUUAAUAAAAAACCAAGUGAUAUCAGUGGAAGUGAUAGUGAUAGUUCUUCAAAAAGUGGUUCUACUGGUUCAGAAGAAACAAAACUAAAUAAUAAGAAAACAGAUUCCGAAGAACGAUCUAUGUUUAAAAGACGUAGAACUUUUAAACGCCACGAAAAAGAAAAUUCUAAAAUUCGGGGUUGGAGAAAUAACAAAAGUUGGAAUUCAAGAUUAGAAAAUGGAUCAAGAUUUUCUCAAAAUAGAGGUGAACAAUGGUCUAGAGGAACUCGUCCAAAUUAUUCGCAUUCAACAAGAUCUCUUGUCCCACCACCUAUGUAUGAGGUGCCAAGACCUACUGCUCCUUUUGCAUCAUCGUCACCAGAUUGGACUGUACCUGUUAUUCCUCCUUCAGAUCCUGUAAUAUUAGAAAUGAUUGCACGUGAUGCUACACAAACAAUUAAUAUUGAUGGUGUAUCAAGAGAAGUUCGAUUUUAUGGUCCUACUGCAAUAACUUUUCAAGCCUGGGAUGAUCCGAGAGAGAUAUACUUUCAAGGGCCUCCUAAAAAUGUUAUAUUUGAUACUUUUUUUUCAGUCUUAUGUCAUUUCAAUUCUCCUGAUAGAGAAUUUUUAUUAGAUGGUCAACCCCAUAGAGUACGUUUAGGUGCUCCUACUCGGGAACUAUAUUUAGAUGGACAAUUCUAUGAAUGUUUUUUUGGUGGUUCCCCUAUUUUUACUGAUCUUGGUGGUGUCAAAAGGUCUGUUAAAUUAGAAGGUCCUCCACCUUCAGUAAAUAUAGGUACCACCAAGCGACAAGAUUUAGUUGCUGGUCGUAUUGCUAUUACAAUUGAUAACACUUACUCAAUACCUGUCUAUUUGGAUGCAAAGCCACAACGUAUUGAUGUUGGUAACACGGCCCUUAUACUUCGUUUUAUUGAUGGAUUAAUGAGAGCAAUGAUUAAUGAUCAACCAUUUAAAGUUAAUUAUAAUGGACCACCACAAGCCAUUAUAGUAAGAGGCAAUAAACAUUAUUUAAGAUUUACGGGAUUACCUUCAAAUAUUCGACCUGGUUAUGCUGCUAUUUCUCAAAUGAUGGGUGUUGUAUUAACUGAUGAUACAACUACCGAAUCCUUACCACCAAUAUCUGCUCCCCCUAUACCUCCUCCUUUUGCUGGAUUUGACAUGACAACAUUAACGUCAAUUGAAGAUAACAGUCAAUCUCCUGUUCAAUCAUUUUCUUCUGCCUACUCUUUGGCUCCAACCACUACAAUACCUCUGUUGCCUAAUACACCAAAAUUAGAACCUAUCACAAAUUCUUAUAUACCACCAAUAGCUCCUACUCCAGCAGUACCUCCGGUACCUCCAGUUUUACCGAGUAAUAUGGAUAUCAAUGAGUUGUUUAAGAAGUUAGUGGACAGUGGAAUUGUACCAAAAGAUAAACCAAAAGAAAUUAUUCAACCAAAAAUAAAAAAAAAAGAGAAGGAACCAGACAGUUUGACUGUGAAACCUGUAGAUUUUUCAGAUCCUUCGUCAUUAAAACAAAAACAACCAGGAUUAAUUCACAACUUAUACACUGGAAUUCAGUGUAGUUCAUGCGGUAUUCGAUUUACUGCAGAGUUUACUAUUAAAUAUAGUAGUCAUUUAGAUUGGCAUUUUCGACAAAAUAGGCGAGAAAAAAUGGCCAGCAAAACUGUUCAGUCUAGAAAAUGGUUUUAUGAUACUAGUGACUGGUGUAAAUAUGAAGAACAAGAAGAUGAGGCUACCAGAGCUGCCAGCUGGUUCGAUUUACAAGCAGAACAAGGAACUAAAGAUGAUGAACAAGUUGAAGAAGAGAAUGUUCCCUGUGUCCCAGCGGGUGAAAAUAGUGAACUGGCUGCCUGUUAUUUAUGUCAUGAUCAAUUUGAACAAUUUUAUAAUGAAAAAGAUGAAGAGUGGCAGUUAAAGAAUUGUAUUGAAAAGGAUAAACAUCUUUAUCAUCCAUUAUGCUUUGAUGAUAUGAUUAAAUCUCGAGAAGAAAAACUUCGGAAGAGAAAUGAAGCUAUAGAGGAAGCUAAACGAUUGGAAAGUCAAAAAAUAGAAGCUAAAGAAGAAUUUCAACUCUCUGAGGAUAUAAAAAUGAAAGAAGAAAUAGAACAGAAAUGUGAACAAGAAAUAUUAACAGAAAAAGAAGAAUUGAUAAAUAAAGAAAUAAUUAUCAAAAAAGAAGAAAAUACAGAAAACAAAGUAAUUACAGAAACAGAAAUAUGUACAGAAAAAGAUUUAAAUAUAAAAAAAGAAGAAAUAAUAGCUGAAGAAGAAAUAAUAACUGAAAAAGAAAAUGAAGAACAAAUUACCAGUGAAAAUUUUCUUGAAAACCUAAAAUCAAUUUCUGAAGAAACUUUGAACGAAGAGAAUGUAGACAUAAAUAUGGAAAAAAAUGAUUUGGAGAUUCCUGAUACCAUGGAAAUCAUUCAAGUGUCUGAAGUUUUAUCACCUAAACUAAUUGAUGAACCUGUUAUUGAAGAAAAUAAUCUUUCAUCUCCACCUAUUACUCAAGAGAUUGUACCUGAAGAAAUUAAACCUAGAUCUCCAUCACCUGUUUCUACAAUAACAUGUUCAAUUGAUGGAAAUAAUGACACUGAAUGGAAUGUUCCAGUAGCCCCUGCAAUGGGAACAAUUAAAAUAAAUAUAAGUCAAAAAAAUACACCUGUUAAUAAACCAAUCAUUCAUAAUGAAGACUCGUCCACAGAACCACAGUCACCUCCAGAUUUUACCCAGACGUUUGGUGAGAUUGACCCUGAUCAACCACCACCGCCUGGUCUUGAAAUGGAAACUGUAGUGGCUCCUAAAAUUCAAAGAGAAAUGAAACCAAGACUAAUGCACAACAGCAAAAAACUUAAAGAUUAUCCAAUGGUUAACAGAGGUAAAGAAAUGUCUGGCUUGUGUUCAAUUAUGUAAAAAAUAAAAUAGUCUUUUUAAAGAAAAAAACUUUUUUAAACUGUGUAAAUAAAUAUGUUAAAA
Messenger RNA from Sipha flava (yellow sugarcane aphid), 5772 nucleotides. RefSeq lists its product as uncharacterized. The transcript is spliced from 14 exons. The coding region runs from base 364 to 5709 and encodes 1781 amino acids. The record is from RefSeq and is a predicted model, not a curated record. Lineage: Eukaryota; Metazoa; Arthropoda; Insecta; Hemiptera; Aphididae. Gene Ontology annotation, molecular function: RNA polymerase II complex binding; mRNA binding. Gene Ontology annotation, cellular component: mRNA cleavage factor complex; cytoplasm. Gene Ontology annotation, biological process: termination of RNA polymerase II transcription.